GGGUGGCUGGGCACUGGCACAGGCUCCCCGGGGAAGUGGGCACAGCACCAGCCUGACAGAGCCCAAGAAGCAUUUGGACAACGCUCUCAGGCCCCUGGUGUGACUCUCGGGGGUGGUGCUGUGCAGGGCCAGGAACUGGACUCGAUGAUGCCUGCGAGUCCCUUCCACCUCAGGCCAUCCCGUGACUCUGCGAGGGCGCUCCCGGCGCGCAGCCACACGCAGAGCUCCGCCUGCGCCGCUCGGGGCCCGCAGCCGCCCCAGAGCCCCUCAGGCACCGAGCCCCGCCCACCGAGCACGCGCCGCCGCCGUCCCGCUCCCCCGCUCGGUCACGUGCCCUGCGCCAUGGCCGGCGCGCGGGGCGACGAUGGCGGGGACGGGAGUGGGGACGGGAGCGGGAGUGGUGGGAGCGUGCUCCUCGUCCGUUCGUACAUCUGCUCCUUCCCCGGCUGCGACGCCACCUUCAACAAGGCCUGGCGGCUGUCCGCCCACCUCUGCCGGCACACGGGCGAGAGGCCGUAUGUUUGCGAUUAUGAAGGCUGCGGCAAAGGGUUCACCAGGGACUUCCACCGCGCCCGGCACCUCCUCACGCACACCGGGGAAAAGCCGUUCGAGUGCACAACUGAUGGGUGCAAUGAGAAAUUUGGAACAAAAUCAAACAUGAAGAAGCACAUUGAGCGCAAGCAUCAGAAUCAGCAAAAGCAAUAUGUGUGUGACUUUGAAGGCUGUAACAAGUCUUUCAAGAAGCAUCAACAACUUAAAGUUCAUCAGUGUCACCACACCAAUGAACCUCCCUUCAAAUGUAAUAAAGAAGGAUGUGGAAAGUGUUUCUCUACUCCAAGUCGACUAAAGAGGCAUGAGAAGAUACAUGAAGGCUAUGCAUGCAAGAAGGAAAACUGCUCAUAUAUCGGAAAAACUUGGACAGAGCUUCUGAAACAUAAUAAAGUCAGUCAUGCAGAGCCAAUAGUCUGCAGUGAAUGUAACAAAACUUUUAAACGGAAGGAUUACCUCAAGCAGCAUCAAAAGACACAUGCUGUGGAGAGGGAAGUCUGCCGCUGCCCCAGAGAAGGAUGUGGAAGAACGUACACAACUUUAUUUAACCUUCAAAGCCAUAUCCUCUCUUUCCAUGAGGAGAAAAAACCUUUCUCUUGUGAUUAUCCAGGCUGUGGAAAAGUAUUUGCAAUGAAGAGCCUAGCAAGGCAUGCAGUUGUACAUGAUCCUGAAAAGAGAAAGCUGAACUUGAAAGCAAAGCGUUCUCGUCCCAAGAGGAGCUUAGCCUCUCGUCUCAGUGGCUACAUUCCUCCUAAAAUGCAGCCAGGAAAGGAUGAGGCUGUGAUGGAAAGCAAGACAGCAGAUAAGCUCGUGGAAAAUGGAAUACCAGCUGUUGAAAUUCAGACUCUGUAGCAAACAUUAAGCAAGUCAGUGUUCUUCAUGGAAUGACCAGUGCAAAGCUCAACAAUAACUUUAUCUAAAGUUCAUUUUUUAAAUUUUAUUUUUUAAAUAAAUAUAUAUUGUUUACACCA
This is a messenger RNA of Motacilla alba alba, 1520 nucleotides long. RefSeq names its product general transcription factor IIIA (gene GTF3A). NCBI's taxonomy places the organism in Eukaryota, Metazoa, Chordata, Aves, Passeriformes, Motacillidae. The record is from RefSeq and is a predicted model, not a curated record. Bases 145 to 1401 code for a protein of 418 amino acids. Gene Ontology annotation, cellular component: nucleus. The transcript is spliced from 9 exons.